ACAUAUAUAUGUCAAUAAAAAAAAAAAUAAUAAUACACAUUCCAAGUUGUCAAAUGAGCUUUUGACAUUUAUAUUAAAAAAUAAAAAUUGAUUAAUCACCAUUUGGAGUUAAAUUUCGGCAUAAAUUCAUGCCAUGAAUACCUAUGAUCGUGGUGGACCAGGAGUGUCUGGAAAUUCAUUUGAUCGUUGGGUACAAAGAUCUGAUGUAUCAAAUGAAUCACCAAUGACUAAAAUGCAACAUCAAUAUUGGCUAACAAAACAGACAUUAUCAAGAAAAUUAGGCAAAAAAGAAGAUGAAUGUAUUGUCUCAUCUGAUGCUGAGCUUGAUGCAAAGCUUGAACUUUUUCGUAGUAUUCAAGAUUCAUGUUGUUAUUUACAACGUGUUAUUGAUAAAUAUCAAGAAAGAUUAUGCAAUUUGGCACAAGAAGAAAAUACAAUGGGACGUUUUUUAAAAGAAGCUGGUAAACAGGAUAAAACAAGAGCUGGAAAAAUGAUGUCUGCUGUUGGUAAAUCAUUAUCAUAUUCUGGCCAACAACGUAUUGCAUUACGUUCACCACUUGUUAGAUUAUAUCAAGAAGUUGAAACAUUUAGACAACGUGCUAUUGAAGAUACAUUACAAAAUGUACAAUCAAUGGAAAAAGCACGUACUGAAUAUCGUGCAGCAUUAUCAUGGAUGAAAAAUAUAUCACAAGAACUUGAUCCAGAUACAACAAAACAAUUAGAACGUUUUCGUAAAGUACAAAUACGUGUUAGACGUGGUAAAGAAUUAUUUGAUAAUCAAGCAUUUGAUUGUUUACAAAAAAUUGAUUUAUUAGCAGCAGCAAGAUGUAGUAUGUUUAGUCAUGCACUUGUACUAUAUCAAAGUACAUUAUUAACAUUUACUAAAAAAUCAUCACAAGCAUAUUCAACAAUUGCAAAUAGUUUUAAGGGUUAUCAACGUUAUGAUUUUACUGUUGUUAAAGAACUUGCUGAUACAUCAAUUAAAUUAGCUAAAGAAACUAGUGGUAAUAAUGAUGAUGAUGGUGGUGCAGCUGGUGGUACUGCUGAUGCUGAUCAAGAUGAUGAUGAUGAUAAAGAUAAAUUAUUAUUUUUUGAUUCUGAAUUUCAUGAUAAUAUUGAAGAAGCACAAGAGGCCAAAACAAUUGAUGAUAAUUCAAAUAAUAAAGAUGAAAAAUUACUUGAUAUAAAUUAUGAUGAAAGCAAAAAUAUACAAAAAAAAAUUGAUUCAACAUUAAAUGAUAAUAAAAAACCGUCCGAUAAAGUACUUGAUGAUUUUUUUUUAACAUUAAAUGAUAAAAAAAAAAUAAUUAAUAAUGAUAUUGAAAAUAAUUUAGCUAAAUUAGAUCUUGAAAUGGAUUCAUUUAUUGCAAAUACAAAUGAAAUAUUUGAUUUUACAAGUGCACCAAUUGUUGAUCAAUCAACAUCAAGUGAUAAAAAUCAAUUUGAAUUUUUAGCAAAUGAAAAUAUGACGUUGUUGGAUGAUAUAUUGACUAAUGAUUCAACUGGUAAUGCUGAAUGGGAUGCAUUUACAAAAGAAUCAUUUUUACCAGCUGGUAUAUUGAAACAAAGUCUUGGUGAUGUUACUCUUUGUAAAAAUCAAAUGAAAACAAAAUCAUUUAAUGAUGAAAAGAAAAAGGAUAAACUUAAAGGAAAAAAUAAUUCAUGGCUUGAUUUGUUUGCUGAGUUGGAUCCACUUGCUAAUAAUCCAAUUGAGAGUCUUUCAAAAUCAAAUGAUAAUAAUGCUCCAGCUUAGUCAGUCUUUUUUGUUCUUUUUAAAGAGAAAAGUCAUCAAUGUAUUUAUGAUAUUAUCGUAAAUCAUUCAACCAUACUUCAAACAACAUUCCAAAGAGAAAAAGUCAUCAAAAAAUAUUUCUUACCAAAGAUUAUAUAAAUAUUUUAAUUAAUAAUUAAUAGAGUGUAUUUAUGUUGUCAUGUAUUAUUUUUUAUUAUUAUCUUUUUGUUUUUUUUUUGAACUUAAAAUAUUGAAAAACUGGUAAAUUAUAAAACUGAUUUUUUUGUUUCUUUUACUUUUAUUUAAAUUUGUUUUUUUAUUUUCUUUUCAUUAUAAUUAAGUAUCCAAUUGUAAAAUUUAUAUAUACAAAAUAAUAAUUAUUAAUAAAAAUAAAGAAUUAUACAAAGAUAAUCAUGUCA
Aphidius gifuensis is the source of this 2151-nucleotide messenger RNA. RefSeq names its product islet cell autoantigen 1 (gene ICA69). The transcript is spliced from 4 exons. Gene Ontology annotation, biological process: regulation of transport. The record is from RefSeq and is a predicted model, not a curated record. Gene Ontology annotation, cellular component: Golgi apparatus. Gene Ontology annotation, molecular function: protein domain specific binding. Lineage: Eukaryota; Metazoa; Arthropoda; Insecta; Hymenoptera; Braconidae. Bases 134 to 1753 code for a protein of 539 amino acids.